AUGGUUAAAGCAUAUUUAAAAUUUGAUCAAGAUAGAGUAUUCGGUUUAAUUUCAACAAGUAACUCUGUAUUGGAUCGUAGUGGUAAAUUAGCAAUUACAGGUUGUGGUGAAAGAAUUAGUGUAUGGGACUUACGUAAACAAACAUUGGUUAAAUCAAUUUUUGAAGAAGAUGUUAAAUCAGAGAUAUCCAUUGUUUCAUUGAGUAAAGAUGGAACUUUAUUAGCAACAGGUUAUAGUGAUGGUUCUAUUAGAAUUUUCUCAAUGAAUGACUAUUCAUUACAAUCAGUUUUUAAUGGACACAGAGGUUCAAUCUCUUGUUUAACAUUCAACACAUUGGGUAAUAUUUUAGUUUCAGGUAGCAAAGAUACAGAAAUUAUUGUAUGGGACGUCAUUACAGAGAGUGGUUUAUUCCGUUUACGUGGUCAUCGUGAUAUGAUUACAGCAGUACGUAUUUUAGAGCGUUCAAAUCAUUUAAUAACAAGUUCAAAAGAUGGUUUUAUAAAAAUUUGGGAUACUGAAACUCAACAUUGUAUUCAAACUAUUGUUGGUCAUCGUAAUCCAAUUUGGAACAUUGACGUUAACCCAGAUGAAACUCGUUUAGUAUCAUGUACCUCCGAUAAUCAAAUUCGUAUAUGGCGUAUAGCAUCAAAUGAAAAAGCAAGAGCAGAUGGUGAAAAGCAACCAAAAUUCAAUGUAAAUAUUCCAAUCAAUUCAGCAGUUUCAAUCCCAGAUGAGUUUAAUGAAGAUGGUACAAAGAAAGUUAAUCCAGCAGAUUUAGACCUUGAAAUUGUUAGCGAAGAAGAGUUUGCUAAAUAUUAUGGCUCAAUUACAGUUAAAGCAGAGUCAGUAUCUGGUGUUCGUUUCGAUCCAACCAAUAAAAUUCUUGCAGUCCAAUCAACUGGAAAGUUUGUCGAUUUAUUUAAAAUUACACACUACGAUAUUAUAAAAAUGGACGAAAUUAGUGUUACCGACGAAUUUAGACAUCGUCAAACAAUCAAAACAUCAUCAAAGGUUAGAUUCUUUUCAUUUGGUAACGACGUUAAAACUUGGAAUAAAUUUGUUAUCACUUUAGCUGGUAAUUCAUUAGAAGCCUAUGAAAUUAAAGAAGAUGGUUUUGAAGUCACAAGUACAUUAGAUCAAGCAGGUCACAGAUCAGAUGUUCGUUCUUUAACUCUCAGUUCAAAUGAUUCAAUGAUUGCCUCAACUUCCUCAGAAUCUGUUAAAGUUUGGAAUAUGAAAUCUUUAUUAUGUAUUCGUUCAAUACCUUGUGAUUAUGGUCUUUGUACAGUAUUUGCUCCAGGUAAUCUUCAUAUUAUUGUCGGUACUAAGACUGGCUCAAUAGAAGUUUUCGAACUUGCUUCAGCAAACAAAGUAGCUUCAAUUAAAGCCCAUGAAGGCUCAGUUUGGUCAAUUGCCUUAACACCAGAUCUUCGUGGUAUUGUAUCUGGUGGUGCAGAUAAACAAGUUAAAUUCUGGGACUUUGAAUUAAUUACUAACCCAGAAAAUCCAAAACAAAAAGACCUCAAUCUUUCCCAUUCCCAAACACUCAAAUUAGAAUCAGAUGUUCUUGCCGUUAAAUAUUCCAAAAAUAACAAAUUAUUAGCAGUUUCAUUACUCGAUAACACCGUCAAAAUCUUUUAUAGCGAUACAUUAAAAUUCCACCUUUCAUUAUACGGUCACAAACUUCCAGUUAUGUGUUUAGAUAUUAGUGAUGACUCAACACUUAUAAUUACAGGUUCAGCAGAUAAAAAUAUCAAGAUUUGGGGUUUAGAUUAUGGUGAUUGUCAUAAAUCAUUCUUUGCUCAUGAUGAUUCAAUUAUGCAAUUAGCAUUCAUUCCAAAUACUCAUCACUUCAUUUCAACUAGUAAAGAUAAGCGUAUUAAAUAUUGGGAUGGUGAUAAAUUCGAACAUAUUCAAACUAUCGAUACUCAUCAUGGUGAAGUUUGGUCAAUUGCUAUGGGUUCCGUUGGUGACUUUUUUGUAACUGGUAGUCACGAUCGUUCAAUGAGAGUUUUCACUCAAACUGAAACUCCAAUUUUCGUUGAAUCUGAUCGUCAAAGAGAAAUGGAACAAAAUUGGGAGGCUACAUUAGAAGAUGAUACUCGUAUGCGUACAAAAGAAAUGUUAGAAGAAAAUGCUGCUGCAGGUAAACAAUCACUCGAAACCAUUAUGGCUGGUGAAGAAAUUUUAGAUGCUAUUGAAUUAGUUGUAUUAGAAAAUUUUAAAAAACAAGAAUACGAAAGAGAGGUUGAAGAAUUAAAAAAAACAGGAGAAUCAUUAGAUAGUAUUUUACCAUAUUCACCAAAUAUUAUGUUAUUAGGAUUAUCACCAUCAGACUAUCUUUGGAAUAGGAUGAAUAGAGUUAGACCAUCAGAUUUAGAAGAAGCAUUAAGAGUAUUACCAUUUUCAGUUAUGAGACCCUUAUUCGAACAUUUUAAUGAAUGGGUCGAUCAACAAGGUAAAAAUGUUGAAUACAUUUUCAAAUGCUCUUUCUUUUUAAUUCAAACUCACCAAAAUCAACUUUCAGUUUCAUCAGAAUUUAUUCCAAUACUUCAAAAAUUAAAUACAAAAAUUAAAGAACGUUUACAAAAUGAAAGAAAUAGACUAGGUUUCAAUCGUUCAGCUUUAACAUUUGUUAAACGUGAAAUAGAAAUUAAUCAACAAUAUAAAUUUUUCGAUACAGAAACUUAUUUAAAUAAAAACAAAAACAGCAAAGAUAGUAAUAAUAAUAAGGACAAGAACAAUAAAGAAAAAUCAUUAAAGAGAAAUAGAAAAUAA
Molecule: messenger RNA, 2778 nt
Organism: Dictyostelium purpureum
Lineage: Eukaryota; Evosea; Eumycetozoa; Dictyosteliales; Dictyosteliaceae
Exons: 2
Coding region: 1-2778 (925 amino acids)
Biological process (GO): maturation of SSU-rRNA
Cellular component (GO): Pwp2p-containing subcomplex of 90S preribosome; small-subunit processome
Molecular function (GO): snoRNA binding; protein binding
Source: RefSeq, a predicted model, not a curated record